Cetraspora pellucida is the source of this 1134-nucleotide messenger RNA. NCBI's taxonomy places the organism in Eukaryota, Fungi, Glomeromycota, Glomeromycetes, Diversisporales, Gigasporaceae. The record is from the annotation of a GenBank genome assembly.
AUGGAACAAAAAAAACCUUUAAAGUACGGUCUUAAUAUAGUCAGCUCUAAAAAGACACCCACAAAAAGAAUUUCAAUCUUUACUGAAGAGGACAUUAAUAAUGAAGAGGAUUCUAACAUUAAUACGAGUUCUAAUAAAAAUAAAUAUACAAAAACUGUUAAUCAGCAGUUAUUAUCUUCGAAUUCAAUAAAUCAGUCAGUUCAAGAAAAGUAUAAAGCAGCUUUAGAAGAAGAUCCUACCGUGUUUGCAUAUGAUGAAGUAUAUGAUGACAUGAAAAGCGUUGAACGAAAAAGAAAGGAAGAACUUAAAGAGAAAAACGAUGGUAGCGCCAAAAAGCCUAAAUAUGUUGAAGAUAUAUUAAAAGCUGCGGAGGUCCGACAACGAGAUUAUAUUCGUGCACAAGAACGUAAAAUUCAAAAAGAACGAGAGGCUGAAGGGGAUGAAUUUGACGAUAAAGAAACUUUUGUCACAUCAGCAUAUAAGGCACAGCAAGAGGAAUUGAGAAAGGCAGAAGAAGAAGAAAAGCUGAGAGAAAAAAAUGAUGGAGUUGGAGGGAAAAAUAUGGCCAGUUUUUAUCGAAAUUUAUUGGACCAAACUAGUUCGGUAAAGGCUGCAGCCAUUGAAGCAAGUCGCUUGGCAUUAUCAUCUAAAAAAGCGGAAAAACGCGCGCGUUCCAGUUCAACAUCCGACAAUUCUGACGAAGAUGAUAACAAACAUUUAAAAACUGAUAAAGAACUUGCAGAUCAAGCACGAGCGACUGGUAAAAUGGUUGUAUUGAAUGAUGACGAACAAUUAGUAGAUAAACGACAACUUUUGUCACCAGGAUUAAAUGUUACCAAAAAGCAAAUAAAUUCAUCAAAAUCGUCGCGUAGCACAGAGUCACGGACAAAUUAUUAUGAUAAAACAGAUAGCGGAAAUAAAUAUAGUUCAAGGAAUAGUAAUGAAAUAAAACGUCGUGAACGACAGAGCAGAGAAGUAGAACGGCAAAUUUUGGAGACUCAACAGAAAAAAGAAGCAGAGGAAAAGGCCCAGGAAGAACAAAUUUUAAAACAAUUUGCAAGAAAGAACGACGAGCAAGCUAUAUCUGAUGCUAAGGCUAGGUAUUUGGCUAGAAAAAAGAAGGCUCAGAUAUAA